AUGCCUACUAACUCCAGCCUCUCGCCAAAUCCUCAAAAAUGGGUCGUCUUCACAGCAACGGAAAGGGCAUAUCGGCCUCCGCCAUCCCCUACCUCUCGCAACGCCCCGGCGUGGUUGAAGACCACCCCCGAGCAGGUUGUUGAGCAGAUCAGCAAGCUCGCGAAGAAGGGUGCCACUCCCUCCCAGAUUGGUGAGAUCCUUCGUGACUCUCACGGCAUUGCCCAGGUCAAGAUUGUCACCGGUAACAAGAUCCUCCGUAUCUUGAAGUCGAACGGCCUUGCCCCCGAGAUCCCCGAGGACCUCUACAUGCUCAUCAAGAAGGCUGUUGCCGUCCGCAAGCACCUUUCCACCAACCGCAAGGACAGGGACUCCAAGUUCCGCCUGAUUCUCAUCGAGUCCCGUAUCCACCGUCUCUCCCGUUACUACAAGACCGUCGGUGUCCUCCCCCCCACCUGGAGGUACGAGAGCGCCACCGCCUCCACCCUCGUCGCAUAA
Molecule: messenger RNA, 495 nt
Organism: Boeremia exigua
Lineage: Eukaryota; Fungi; Ascomycota; Dothideomycetes; Pleosporales; Didymellaceae
Product: 40S ribosomal protein-like protein S13
Exons: 5
Coding region: 1-495 (164 amino acids)
Biological process (GO): translation
Cellular component (GO): cytosolic small ribosomal subunit; ribosome; nucleolus
Molecular function (GO): structural constituent of ribosome; small ribosomal subunit rRNA binding
Source: RefSeq, a predicted model, not a curated record